AUGUUUGCCCUCAUAGCAGCAUUUGCUGCGACUAGCUACAUAUUCUCUGUGCUGUUUUACUCUUUCUUCAUCGUAUGUGCAUUUGACAAGCCUAUCAUUCGACAGUUGUUUGCACAUUCGCUUAGAAAUUACCUAUUCAUUAUCGAAGUUACUUCCUCCAUGGUAACUGAAUUCUCGCUACAAAUCAUUUUUAUCAAUUUGGUGUGGAUAAAGAUUGUAGGAUUCUUGGGCGGAUUCAAUUACACUUUGGCUUGGUUGUUCUAUUUCGCUGAUAUCCUCAACUUUGGCGGCCUGGCUAUUCUGUUCUUUGAAAUGUUAAAGGAUAAAAGUGUCGCAGAUGAAGCGAUUCAAUCCUUGGACAACAACAGUAAGCCUAUGGCGAGUAUCAUCCGCUUGGAGGAUCUAAAGAAAUUGAUCAAUCCCGUCUGGACACCCGCUAACAUCAAGGUUCACUCCAAUAUUACUUACGCAACCAACGAGGAAAUCAGAGAGGCAUUGGACACAACCAACCAAGACUUUGACCAGCCACGAAAGAUGAUGCUGGAUAUCUUUUCUCAAGAGUCACCAUCUGUUAAUGGCGCUGGAUUAAGACCUGUUUUGGUUCAUAUUCAUGGCGGAGCAUGGAGAAUGGGUUCAAAGGAUACAUUCUAUCCAUUCCAGAAAGUGAUGAUUGCAGAGAACAAUUGGAUUACUGUAAACAUAGGAUACCGUUUAGCUCCCAAGAAUGCUUAUCCUAUUCAUUUGAUGGAUGUAAAACGUGCUAUCCGUUGGUUAAAGCAGAAUAUUGCUUCGUUUGGUGGUGAUCCCAAUUUCAUUGUAUUGUCAGGGGAUUCUGCUGGUGCUCAUUUAGCUUCCAUGGCAUCCAUGACAGUCAACAAUCCUCAGUUCCAACCUGGAUUCGAGGAUGUCGAUACCUCUGUCCAUGGCGUUGUGUGUCUCAGUGGCGCAUUGGAUCAGAUCAAUGAACCUCACAAUGCUGUGUUCUUUUGCAAGAAAGUAGCCAAUAUGGACAAAGUAGACAUGGACUUUUUAAAUCAACAUUCACCUUUGGCGUUGGUACCUAAAACAAAGAAUCCAGUGCCAUUCUUGUUGGUUGCUGGUGAAAGAGAUAGUUUGACUGAAAGCAAAAUAUCCAAGGCAAUGAAGGUUGCUUUUGACAAAGCCACUGCUCCCAAUUCCACAUGUACACUUGUUUUAUUGCCUGCUGGUCACCAUGUAAGCUACAUUAGUUGGUCCCCUCGUUCCCUGUAUGUGUCUCGUGUCAUUCAAACAUGGUGUACUCAGUUGUACAAUAAGAAUAAAUAG
Molecule: messenger RNA, 1305 nt
Organism: Mucor velutinosus
Lineage: Eukaryota; Fungi; Mucoromycota; Mucoromycetes; Mucorales; Mucoraceae
Exons: 9
Coding region: 1-1305 (434 amino acids)
Molecular function (GO): lipase activity
Source: RefSeq, a predicted model, not a curated record